GCUGAUAGCACCUGUGUCUGUUAGACGCAAAACGUACAUGUAUAGUUAUCAUCGGCUUAAAGUACGACGCUUAUAGAUGAAGACGACUUUGUGAUAAUGGAGUUUGGGAUCACCUUGUAUUGCCGUUCGUGGUUUGGGAUUUAACAAUGUGAGGAAAAUACAGAAAGAUAAUAAGGAUUGCGGUUUGGAUUUUACUUGAAAAUGAAAUUUAGAGAACUUGAAGAAAAAUUUCAGAAUUGAAAGUUCACAAUAAAAAUAGGCAACGCUAGUUGGUUUAUUUUAUAUUGAAAGAAAGAAACAAAGAGGUAAACAUUGACUGAACUCUAAAAUGUCUGGAUUGCAAGGUUUGAUCAUGAAGAACAAUAAAUGCUCACUUGUUUUAAGAUCUUCAAGUCUUUUCGUAAACAUCAACGGAUUUGUCGCGAGUACAUUGGCUCGCUUAUGUUAUUUCAAUCAAUUUGAUCAUGAAGGCGAGGCUGAAUUCGUGUACAAUAAUAACGAUACGUUCAUAACAGAUCUCCGAGUGACAAUUGGUCGACAGAAAAUACACAGAACUGUCCGCGACUUGUUCUCUGAGAAGGAAAUAGAACGUUUUCAGUGUUGUCAUGCGGAUCAAACUGACUUUGUAAUUAGCAUCGGAAAAAUCCCUGCUCAUGCGUCAAUCUGGUUGGAGGUUGAUGUCUUAGGUGAGCUGCAAACUGAAAACACUGAGCAAGCAUUAGUUUUUAAAACACCAGAAAUUUUUACCCCCUUCUCCAGCGAGUUUUGUGAAAAGGACAGCACAAAUCAGGCCUAUAAAUUUGAUAUAAAGAUUAGAAGUGAUAUGCCUUUUCAGCUGGCGGGAUGUCAUUCUUCUUCUCAUGCCAUUCAAGUUGAUGCAGAUGCUGAUGCUAUGAGUGCAGAGAUUGUCGUUAUUACGUUAGCUGAAGAAUUUGAAUACGAUAGACAAAUCAAAGUAUGUUUUUAUCCAGUAAAGCCGCUUGAUGUUUAUACAAGUGUUGAAACCGUUACUCUUCAGGACAACGCGAGUUAUACUUCGCAACGAACCAAAUCUCGAACUUACUCUUUCUCCCAUACAAACCAACGCAGGCAGUCAUUUGAAAAACGCGAACGUUUCGGCAACGCAAAAGGUCAAAAAAGCAUUUUAACAAGCGACAAAAGAAUACAAGAAGAAGUAAAAGAUUUAGCGACUUCAAGAUCAAGCCAAUUCUACCGUGAUGCAAUCAUUGCUACAAGUUUAGUUCCAGAUUUAUCAAACUACUCUGCCCACGGAGAGUACAUAUUCAUGCUUGAUCGAAGUGGAAGUAUGAAUGGCUCGCAUAUUUGUAAUGCUAAAGAAAGCUUGGUGUUAUUUCUCAAAAGUCUGCCGAUAUCCUCCUACUUCAACGUUGUGUGUUUUGGUUCCUACUCCCGCUCUUUAUUCCCCUGUAGUCAGAGAUAUAAUCGCGAUAGUUUAGAAAAAGCUUGUGCGUAUGUGAACAGCAUUAGAGCAGAUAUGGGCGGCUCUGAGCUCUUGCAGCCGAUGAAAGCAGUGUUGGAAAAGCCACAUAAAACUGGUUACGUAAGAAAUGUCUUUGUACUAACUGACGGAGAUAUUGCGCAGCCCGAUGCCAUUAUGAAAUACCUGAAAACGACGUGCCACAAAGCAAGGAUUUUCACAUUUGGAAUUGGUCCAAAGAUUUCCUUCAAUACUGUCUGCAAUAUUGCAAGAAGUGCCCAAGGAAAAGCGUAUUUUUCGGAGGAUGGUACCAAGAUUCAAACCAAGGUUAUUCAAUGUCUUAAAGAAAUUCUGAAGCCAACACUGUGUGACGUUAAAGUGGACUGGCAACUACCAACAAAUUGGCAGCUAUUACGAGCGACUCUCGAAAUGCCCGUUUUAGUUUCUGGAAAACGGAGUAACCUGUACGCUUCAGUACAGUUACCACCAAGAGAACAGAACCAAGCAAGGUUGAGAAGAAAACGAAAGUCAAGUGUGAAAGAGUUUUGGUUUGAUGAAGAACUGGAUUCCUGCCAACUCGGUGAUAACAUGUUUUUUGACGACUUCCAAGACAACGGGGAAUUCUCUGGAUACUGGGAUACAGAUACGGAUGUAUCGGUAUCGGAUUGUGAACAACAAAACAACGUGCAACUCGGAAAUGAUAUGGACGAGUGUUAUGCCGGAAGCAGUCCUGCAAGAGAUGAGAUCAGAGGUGAUCAUGAAAAGUUGAAUUUAGAAAAGUCCGUUGACGUAUUUGAUAACUCAAAGAAGACUGGAAUAGAGCAAUCGAAUGGCAGUUCAAAUUCCGUCAAAAAUUGGCAAGAAGUGAGAAACAUACACUUAUAUUCAAGUGAUACGAGCACAGAAACGGAAGAUGAAAUUCAAACAGACAAGAAUGGCGAUAUUUUUCCACCUGAAAAAUAUCUCAUUCGACGAAAUCAGGAUUGGAACUACAAUAAUUUUUUUGUAAACUCGGACUCGGUCACCACUUUUAGAGGAUUGAAAACCAGUGAUGAUGUUACCAACAAAUUUGCUUACGUCACAGAGUGGAUAGGCGAUAACAAAGGUUUAUUGACAAGCAUUACUGAUGAUUGUUAUCAACAAAGUAAUAACGCAAUUUGCAAAGAUGUAAUGCAUCGUGACCUCAUGCAGAAUGACGUAAAAACUGGUUACAUCACGAACAAUGGCAAACAAGUUAAUGAGAAGAAAAAACAGAAACAAAUGUUCGCUAAUAAGAGUGAAUCAGUCAUUGAUAUGAACAGCACAGCCCGUAUGAACAAGACAAGCAAGGAAAAUGUCAUUGACUGUGAUAUUCCAGAUGAUUCCCUAUGCAGCCAGAUUGAGGCUGACGACGGUAUAAAUGAUCCUGAGAGAGGCUAUGUCUUAAUAUCUGGUUAUAUUGGACCGGAUAUCCAUAGAGAAAGAAUUGUACUUUGUUUAAACACAAAAACAUGCUGUAGUAUAUCGCUUCAUCAAAUGGCUGCAAAGAGCUUUAUUAAUGGUAUGGAGGUCUUAUUAAAUAACACAUGCAACAAUGCAGGAUUGGAAAGAGAGAUUGUUGAGUUUAGCAAAGAAUCAUGCAUUUCUUCAAGUUUGACAUCAUUCGUAACACUUGAUGAGAAGGGAAAUAUCGUCGGCGUUUUUCAAGACUGCGUAGGCUCAAAUUUCAGACGUCAAAAACAGCUUUCUAGGUAUUCUCCCAAAUCAACAAAAGGAGAAAGUAAUCCACCAACUAUCCUUAUUAGUUGUCCGAGUGUUGACGAAGAAUCACGCUCGCCUAUCAAGAGGAGAAUCGGAGUGUCUACGGAGCUUGAUCCCAUUUCAGACGAUGUGAAAUAUUACCGUAUUGAAAGAUUGGAUCCUGAAGGAUGUGAUGAAAUAAUACGUGAAACUCGCCGGAAGAGCCUCGUGGAUUGUCGUAACAUCCCAGUUGGGGCGAUUCAUCGUAGGAAACUAGUGAACACAAGAUUGACCUUGCUGUCCAGAAAAAUGAGGAAUGCUCACAAAUUGAAUGUUUUUGCAGGUCCACCGUUUAUUCGUCUUAUUUUACUUCAAUCAGCAGAAGGAUUUUGGCAACUGACCUAUGCCUUUGCUCGUAUAAUUGGCCUUCCUUUAGUUCAAUUAGAACUUGCAGCACCAUUUGUGGAUUCAACAAUGAUUCCUUUGGCAGAACAAGAUGAUAGACUGGGGAUAGAUUGUUACUACGACUCGUUGGCAUUAUGGGCCACUGCUUUAGCCUUGGUUUAUCUUAGAAGAAAAUGGAUAAGCCAUGAAGAAGAUUGGGAACUAAUAGCUAUCAAAGCUACAUCAUGGUUACAAAAGCAGACUCUCCCACCGGGGUUUGGGUAUAUAGAUAUCAUGUUAGCUGCAAAACAAGCUGUAGUUUUGUUAGAACAGAAGUACAGGUCACGAGCGAAAAGCGAACCAGUUGGUUUGAAUGAAUAAAUAAUAUAAAGGAGAUCAGAAAUAGCCCAUUUAUUGCAAACUGUUAACUAAAGAUGAUUCUUAGUACGAUUAUUUGUUUACUAAACUGUAUCAUUUCCACUUUAUCUCUGAAAUAGAU
This is a messenger RNA of Dendronephthya gigantea, 4040 nucleotides long. RefSeq lists its product as uncharacterized. Bases 329 to 3922 code for a protein of 1197 amino acids. The transcript is spliced from 5 exons. Lineage: Eukaryota; Metazoa; Cnidaria; Anthozoa; Malacalcyonacea; Nephtheidae. The record is from RefSeq and is a predicted model, not a curated record.